Messenger RNA from Perkinsus marinus ATCC 50983, 772 nucleotides. RefSeq names its product dynein heavy chain, putative. Gene Ontology annotation, cellular component: dynein complex. Gene Ontology annotation, biological process: microtubule-based movement. The record is from RefSeq and is a predicted model, not a curated record. The annotation marks the transcript as partial. The transcript has 6 exons. NCBI's taxonomy places the organism in Eukaryota, Perkinsozoa, Perkinsida, Perkinsidae. Gene Ontology annotation, molecular function: minus-end-directed microtubule motor activity; dynein light intermediate chain binding; dynein intermediate chain binding.
UAAUGUCAUCAAGCUAGCCUCAUCUUUGGGCUAUGCCGAUCGGUUGCAUAUGCUGUCUCUUGGACAAGGCCAAGGUCCGAAGGCCGAAGCGCUCAUCGAUCGGGCCAGGGAUAACGGGGAUUGGGUUAUGCUACAAAAUUGCCAUCUUGCAGCCUCGUGGAUGACGUCGCUCGAAAGGAUACAAGCUGAGCUCAAUCCUGCCAGGAUCAGCAAAUCAUAUCGUCUAUGGUUGACAUCCAUGCCGAGCAAGGCUUUCCCUGUCCCUGUGCUGCAAGCUGGCAUCAAGAUCACCAAUGAGCCUCCCAAGGGCCUCCGUGCUAACUUAACGAGAAGCUUCCUGGCUAUCUCUGAGGAGCUUUUCGAGGGGAAUAGCAAGCCCAGAGCCUUCAAGAAGUUAUUAUUCGCUCUGGCGUUCUUUCAUGCGGUCAUACUGGAGCGGCGGAAGUUUGGACCGAUCGGCUGGAAUAUUCCCUACGAAUGGAUGGACUCGGAUUUCCAGGUGUCAACCGAGCAAUUGGAUAUGUACCUCAACGACCAGCCAGGUGUACCACUGAGAACAUUGAGCUAUCUAGUAGCUGAAGUGAAUUACGGUGGGAGAGUUACCGACGACAAAGACGUUCGCCUCAUCACCGCUAUUCUGGCUAGCUUCUUCCGCAAUGAAACCGUGGAAGAGAGCAAUUACCGCUUCUCGGCUGCUGAUAUGUACUACGCUCCAGAUGCUACGGGUUUGAGUGACGUGAGGGAAUUAUAUCUCUGCGUUACCUCAGGAUGA